Messenger RNA from Dryobates pubescens (Downy woodpecker), 3960 nucleotides. RefSeq names its product calcium homeostasis endoplasmic reticulum protein (gene CHERP). Lineage: Eukaryota; Metazoa; Chordata; Aves; Piciformes; Picidae. Gene Ontology annotation, molecular function: RNA binding. The record is from RefSeq and is a predicted model, not a curated record. Bases 77 to 2770 code for a protein of 897 amino acids. Gene Ontology annotation, cellular component: perinuclear region of cytoplasm. Gene Ontology annotation, biological process: RNA processing; intracellular calcium ion homeostasis. The transcript has 18 exons.
CGCGCGUGUCGCCUGGCGUCUCACGGCGCUUCCGGCCGGUGGGGCCUAGCAGCGGCGCCCCGUUGUCCGCGCAGCCAUGGAGAUGCCGCUGCCGCCCGACGACCAGGAGUUGCGGAAUGUCAUCGACAAGCUGGCGCAGUUCGUGGCGCGGAACGGGCCCGAGUUCGAGAAGAUGACGAUGGAGAAGCAGAAGGAGAACCCCAAAUUCUCCUUCCUCUUUGGAGGCGACUUCUACGGCUAUUACAAGUACAAGCUGGCCUUGGAGCAGCAGCAGCUGUUGUGCAAGCAAAGUCAAGAUAUUGAGGCUACUGCACAGAUCCAGCCACUGCCACAACCAUCUCUCCCACCAGCUGCACCUAUCCCAGCUCCUCAGGGUACUCCUUCCGUAGAAGAACUUAUCCAGCAGAGUCAGUGGAACCUGCAGCAGCAGGAGCAGCAUCUCCUUGCAAUGAGACAGGAACAAGUCACAUCAGCAGUAGCCCUUGCCAUUGAGCAACAAAUGCAGAAAGUUUUGGAGGAAACCCAGUUAGAUAUGAAUGAAUUUGACAACUUGUUGCAGCCAAUAAUUGACACGUGCACGAAAGAUGCAAUUUCAGCUGGCAAGAACUGGAUGUUUAGUAAUGCCAAAUCUCCUGCACACUGUGAGCUGAUGGCUGGGCACCUGCGAAAUCGCAUAACGGCAGAAGGAGCCCACUUUGAGCUUCGCUUACAUCUCAUCUACCUAAUCAAUGAUGUAUUGCAUCACUGCCAGCGGAAGCAAGCGCGAGAUCUUUUGGCUGCUUUGCAGAAGGUGGUUGUGCCUAUUUACUGUACCAGUUUUCUAGCAGUGGAGGAGGAUAAGCAACAGAAAAUUGCCAGACUUCUUCAACUAUGGGAGAAAAAUGGGUACUUUGAUGAGUCAAUUAUACAGCAGCUACAGAGCCCGGCUCUUGGACUUGGCCAGUAUCAGGCAAAUUUGAUCACUGAGUACGCAACAGUAGUACAGCCUGUACAAGUAGCCUUCCAACAGCAGAUCCAGAACCUGAAAACUCAACACGAAGAGUUUGUAAACAGUUUAACACAGCAGCAACAGCAGCAAAUACAAAUUCCACCUCUAGAGAAUGAGGUGAAAUCAACACCCCCACCUCAAGCCCCCACAGCAGCACCAGCCUCUGCUCCACCAUCUGCUCCGGUUACACAAGCAGAUGAUGGUAAAUCCCAACUGCCUCUAGCUGGUUCUACAGACUAUGACACAACAGGGUCUGGAGUGCAGGAUUCUGCCUCUGGACCACGUGGCCCUGGAUCUCAUGAUCAGAUUCCUCCAAAUAAACCACCCUGGUUUGACCAGCCUCACCCUGUUGCACCAUGGGGCCAACAACAGGGACCACCUCACUGUCCUCCAUGGAAUAACAACCAUGAAGGAAUGUGGAAUGAACAGAGAGAUCAAGGCUGGAACAAUCAGCGAGAGACACCUUGGAACAACCAGCCCGAUCCUUCGUGGAACAACCAGUUUGAAGCACCAUGGAACAACCAGCAUGAGCAGCCUCCAUGGGGUGGGGGUCAAAGGGAACCUCCAUUUCGAAUGCAGCGGCCACCUCACUUCAGAGGCCCAUUUCCUCCACAUCAGCAACAUCCCCAAUUCAACCAGCCCCCGCAUCCGCAUAAUUUCAACCGCUUUCCACCUCGCUUCAUGCAGGAUGAUUUUCCACCUCGCCAUCCCUUUGAAAGGCCUCCUUAUCCUCAUCGUUUUGAUUACCCCCAGGGGGAUUUUCCUCAAGAAAUUGGACCUCCUCAUCAUCACCCUGGUCACAGAUUGCCUCAUCCUGGAAUCAGUGAGCACCCUCCUUGGGGAGGGCCGCAGCACCCCGAUUUUGGGCCUCCCCCGCACGGGUUUAACGGGCAGCCUCCGCACAUGCGGCGACAGGGCCCCCCUCACAUGAACCACGACGAUCCCAGCCUGGUGCCAAACGUUCCCUACUUCGACCUUCCUGCUGGACUGAUGGCUCCACUGGUGAAACUUGAAGAUCAUGAGUAUAAACCUUUAGACCCUAAAGAUAUUCGUCUUCCACCCCCAAUGCCCCCCAGUGAGAGACUACUGGCUGCAGUUGAGGCAUUUUACAGUCCACCAUCUCAUGACAGGCCUAGAAACAGUGAAGGCUGGGAGCAGAACGGACUGUACGAGUUCUUCAGAGCUAAAAUGAGAGCAAGGCGGAGGAAAGGUCAGGAGAAGAGAAAUAGUGGGCCUUCUCGGUCUCGCAGCCGGUCCAAAAGCCGAGGGCGCUCGUCCUCCCGCUCCAACUCACGGUCAUCGAAGUCAUCUGGCUCCUAUUCGAGGUCGCGCUCUCGGUCUUGCUCUCGGUCACGAUCCUAUUCACGCUCUCAGUCCAGAAGCCGGAGCAGGUCCCGCUCUUCUCACAGCCGCUCCCGAUCGCGCUCCCGAUCAAGGUCAAAAUCGUACUCGCCAGGAAGGCGGCGCCGAUCCCGGUCUCGCAGCCCCACUCCUCCCUCCUCUGCUGGCUUGGGCUCCAGUUCUGGGCCUGCUAUCCCUGAAUCAAGGCUGGGAGAAGAAAAUAAAGGCCAUCAAAUGCUAGUGAAAAUGGGGUGGAGUGGAUCUGGUGGAUUGGGAGCCAAGGAACAAGGAAUUCAGGAUCCAAUUAAAGGAGGGGAUAUCCGAGACAAAUGGGAUCAAUAUAAAGGAGUGGGAGUUGCAUUAGAUGACCCCUAUGAAAACUACCGAAGAAAUAAAAGUUACUCAUUUAUCGCACGCAUGAAGGCCAGAGAUGAAUGUUAAUUCUAUUUGAAGUGGAGGGGUGCUGCCUUGGGAUCAAGUCAGACUGAUGCUGAGCAGUGUAUCCUAAUGUCUAGAAGGGGAAUGACGCAUCUAGUUCCAGUACAGGUGACCUAUGAGCACUGUGCGAGCUUGUUAGAACCUACCAUACAACUUACGCCCCUACACACCAGCUGCUGCAGUCCCACCUCUGGUCAGAACACAAGGGUUCACUGCUCUAGCUUUUCACGCGCUCUAAGGGAUGUUCAACGCUUUGUAAUGGAAGACAUUCUUUAAGCUUUUUAUAUUUUUGUAUAUACCCUUUAAUAAAAGCUACUUAGACUUCAGUAGAAGAGAAUAAUUUUCUCUGCUCUGCAGGUUUCUAACAAUGAAAUGUUCUCGGAAACUUCCUUUACACUAAAUGAGAAACAACCCUUUUGUAAGUGUUUCCAGAGACCACCAGCUAAAGAUGUUAGACCCUGACACUGCAUUCCACUCGAGGUCUGUGUGGUGGUAACCUCUACCAGAGUCAUUUGUUUGUAUAGCAGAAGCCCUCUUAAACCCAUCCAGUUACUAUGGUGAAUUAUCAGUUUGUUCUAGAUCUGCUGUAGCUGUGGAACUGUAACUGUCUGUGAAUCAGCAUACAACAUCUGUAUGUUACCAUCUUGUGAAUUUUAUUGUUUUGCCUUCCAAUAAACAUUUUUCUAGAAAUAAAUUGGUGGCUCGUACUUGGAAACAAAUGGAUUCCCCGAUGGUGUUUAUGUGCCUUCUUGCAGCGAAUUCAUCUUAACUUUCCUGUGCUUGGUGUUCUAGUAAACUAACCAGGUUAAUUAUACACAAAACUGUUUAAAUACAGCCUGCCCUGGUCUUCUAUUGACUGUGAUCACGUUCCUUGGCUGCAGUAGUACAGAGACUUUCACUUCGACCACGAUCACAGAUGUGAUCACAGAUCGCACGAUCUAAGUGAUAAACAUGCACACACCACGCUCCCUCUAGUAGGAAGUGGUUUCUUGGUUUCUGUAUUGUUGAAGACUGGCAUAGUCUGGCUGAAAGUUUCUGCCUGGCCCUCUAUCACACACAUUGGUUACAAAAUUCAGAUACAGAAAAUAAAUUAUGUAUAUUAAGAUACAUAGCACCUACAAAAAUUGUGUACUGGAAGGAUCUGUAGUAACUACCUGUGCAGUUUGGAUGGGUUUCUUCUUUUAGCUUGAGAU